Molecule: messenger RNA, 4476 nt
Organism: Morchella sextelata
Lineage: Eukaryota; Fungi; Ascomycota; Pezizomycetes; Pezizales; Morchellaceae
Exons: 5
Coding region: 1-4476 (1491 amino acids)
Biological process (GO): DNA repair; telomere maintenance
Molecular function (GO): DNA helicase activity
Source: RefSeq, a predicted model, not a curated record
AUGUCGACGAUUAAAUGCACAAACUGCAAAUGUUAUGAGGAUAUCGUGGAUUAUGAUCUCGAUAGGAAUGGCCGGCACCGUAAAUCAUGUCGACCAUGUUUGGCUCGCUUGCGUGAAUAUACACGUCGUCGAGCAGAAGCCAGACGGCGACAAAUUGCGAACAAUGAAGAGCCAUCUCAGCCGCCAAUUCAACCUGCGGUACCAUUGGCAUUCCAAUCGUCACGGGCCCGUUGGACGCCAUUGGAGUUGGGCAGAAUGACAGUGAUUUCUCCUUCAUGUCAAGCUUUACAUUGGCUAAGCGAGCGCGUGCAAGGGAGUUCAAUCACGUUACCGCGGUUUGAAAAUUGUUGCAAGAAAGGCGAUGUUCAAUUGCCGGCAUUGGAACAAGCCCCCGAGUACCUACGGUACCUCCUCGAAUCAACUGAUACAAUUGCUAGACAGUUCCGUAGCCGCAUUAGGGAGUACAACUCCGCUUUGACCUUCACCUCCGUUAAAUAUACCUCAGAUGAACGCAUCGACCGUCAAGCUGGGGGGGUUACAUGCUUCCAAAUCCAUGGCGAGCUAUACCACCUUCAGGGGCCCCUGACUGCAGCAGCAAACGAUACGCCCGCUUUUGCUCAGUUAUAUUUCUAUGACCCACUCUACGCUGCACAAAUGAUGCAGCAGGGACAUCCAACUCUAGAUAUUGCGGUUUUGGAACGGUUGACACAAGAGAUACACACAGUCAAUCCAUUUAUUCCAUUAUACAAGACAGCGAAGGAAAGAUUGGAAGCUGCGUCCUCACAAGAUGGAGAUGUACGUGUCUUACUUAAUCCGCAAUUGCGGUUGAUAGUGGAGAGUGGAGCGGACAAGCGGAGACACAAUUUGCCUACAAGCAAUGAAGUCGCUGCGAUUAUCCCGGAUGAAUAUGGUGAAGCAGGAUUCCGGGAUAUUGUCUUAGCACAUAGAAAUCUAGAUGCCAAUAGGCAGUUUAGUAUAAUUGAUCCUAAUCAUGCCGCUUAUAUGCCCUUACAUUAUGUUCUGCUAUUUCCAAAUGGUGAGAGGGGUUGGCAUUGGGGCUUACGGCUGCGGGAUGAGUUGAACCGACGGAAGAAUUUAAGGUUACAGCAACGCGAAUUUUACAGGUACCGACUGCAUACCAGGACGACUGAACCCAUGACUUUGUUCCUCUCGCAACGCCUAUUUCAGCAGUAUUUGGUAGAUGCUUGGGCUGUUUGUGAUCAGAAUAAGUUGAAUUGGCUUCGACUGAAUCAGGCAAAUAUUCGGGCUGAUCUGUAUAAUGGGUUGGCGGAUAAUAUGUGGCAAGAGGACUUCAACCCGGAACAAACCGGGAAGCGUAUCAUUCUACCACGAAGCUAUACAGGAGGCGACCGAUACAUGCUGCAGUUGUUCCAGGAUUCCAUGGCUAUAGUCCAUCAUUUUGAGCGUCCCUCACUAUUUGUUACCUUUACCGCGAAUCCAAAGUGGGAAGAGAUUACUGCGGAGUUACUACCGGGGCAAACUGCUGUUGAUAGGCCAGAUUUAGUUGCAAGGGUGUUCCAUCUCAAGCAACAACAACUCCUCCAAGAAAUAAAGCGUAAACACAUCUUUGGUCGCUAUCUUGAGUCUGUAUGGACCAUUGAGUACCAGAAGAGAGGGCUGCCACACAUGUAUCUACUGAUAUUCCUUCAUCCGGAUGAUCGCUUUCUGACAGCAGAGAGGAUCGACGAAAUUGUGUGUGCAGAGUUACCGGACCCCGUGACUGAUCCUACGGGGGAACUAAAUGCAAUCAUUAGAAGUUGUAUGGUACACGGUCCAUAUGGAGAGGCCAAUAUGCGAUCGCCCUGCAUGGCUUCAAAGGAGAAUGGGGGACCAACUGCAUGUUCGAAACGGUACCCUAAGGCCUAUCAAUCAGAGACAGUUGUACAGGAGGAUGGCUAUCCACUGUAUAGAAGACGUAAUGAUGGCAGAACCUUUUCAGUGGCAGUAAGGGGCUCAGGGUUUAAUCAAGAGUAUCAGAUGGACAACAGAUGGGUGGUUCCAUACAAUCCUUAUCUUUCUUUACGGUAUAAAGCUCAUAUCAAUGUCGAGAUCUGUGGUUCUAUCCACGCGAUAAAAUAUAUACACAAAUAUAUAUAUAAAGGUUCAGAUCGAACAACACUUCAAGUAGGGAGUGACUCGGAUGAAAUUACUAGAUACCUCCAAGGGCGUUAUAUAGGACCCACUGAGGCUGUAUGGCGUUUGUUCGAAUACGGGAUGCAUGAAGAAUACCCGUCUGUCAUUCACUUGGCUGUUCACUUGCCUGGCGAGCAACCGGUAUACUAUGGGGAUAACUCUAACCGGGAGGAGUCGAUACAGAGGAUGCAAAACUCGAGAACUACACUGAUAGCUUAUUUUGAGUACAAUACAGAGCACGAGGAUGGUACCCAGUAUCUCUAUCAAGAUUUCCCGGUGUACGUUACCUAUGACGCUAAAUCGCGGAAAUGGGCAUCCAGGAAGAAAGGUGUGGCUAUUGGACGUAUGUGGCAUUGCAAUCCUAUGAUGGGGGAGAAAUACUAUAUGCGUUUACUGUUAACCGUGAUCCCUGGCGCAAGAUCUUUUGAUCAUCUGAAAACUGUCAAUCAUGUGCUGUUUCCUACAUUCAAGGCUGCAUGCAUUGCCCUUGGCUUAUUGGACGAUGAUCAAGAGUGGGUGCAGUGCUUUACUGAAGCAAGCUUAUUCUCGAGCGGAUAUUCCCUCCGUACACUCUUCACUACUGCCUUACUAUUUGGCAACGUGACUGAACCUUUACAAUUAUGGGAUAGAUUCAAGUCAAAUAUCUGCGAUGACUUGCCCCGAGCUAUGGAAAGAAACACAGGUCUCAUUAUCCCCCCUGAGCUUCCGGAUGCCCACCUGGACUAUGGCCUCUACCUGAUAUCACAGAUUCUUGCCGACUCCAAUAGAACGCUUAACGACUUUGGAUUGCCCCUCUAUACAGUAGAUUGGAACCGAACAGGUGGGAACGAGAUGAUUGCAUCAGAACUACGAUAUGAUAUGGUUGUGGAAGCGGCAAGUCUACAGUUGAGAAUCUCACAACUCAAUUCAGAUCAGUUGGAAUGCUUUAAUACUAUUACACACAGUAUUGAAGAAGCUGCGUCAGCCCUAUUCUUCAUUCAAGGACCCGCAGGUACUGGAAAAACGUUCCUAUACAAUGUCAUCUGUAACCAUUUCCGCUCCCAGGGUAAGAUUGUGCUUUAUGUUGCCUCUUCUGGCAUUGCGGCACAGUUUCUCCCUAGAGGCAGAACAUCCCAUUCCAGAUUCAAAAUUCCGAUUGCUAUCCAUGAGGGCUCAACAUGUGACAUCAAACGGGGUAGCCUGUUGGCCGGUUUAAUUCAAAAGACCGCGCUGAUCAUCUGGGAUGAGGUACCUAUGCAGAAUAAGUAUUGCUUCGAAGCGGUUAGCCGGACCCUGAAUGAUAUAUGUAGUGUGAGUGAUGAUUGCCUGUUUGGAAAUAUUCCGGUCGUACUCGGAGGGGAUUUUGCACAGAUUUUAACAGUUGUGCAACGCGGUAAUAGGGCUCAGAUAGUGCAGGCAUGCCUACAACGGUCUUCUUUAUGGCAGCACUUCAAGAUAUUAAGACUCAAGAUCAACAUGAGGGUCCGCAAUGGUGUUGAGAAUGAGGUGUUUACGGCUUGGCUUGGGCAGAUGAGCCAUGAUUCCCGAUGGUAUGGUAGAAUAUCUCUACCACCAUACAUCCAGAGCUGUAAGACAAUUGAGGACCUUUGUAUGCAUGUAUUCCCGCGGCAUAUAAUUGAAUCUGCCCCAACAAAUUACACCGCAUUCUCGAAGCGGGCGAUUCAGGCGAUGAGAAACGAUACAGUCGCUGAGUUCAAUGAUAGAGUUCUACAGCAAAUUCAAGGCGAGGUGCACACGUACUAUUCGGUGGACACUGUUGACAGCGGGAAUUCAGAAGAGAAUGCAAACCUGCUACCUCCAGAAUAUCUGCAGGAUCUCAAUCCAUCUGGCCUCCCACUAUCUAUCAUCAAAGUAAAGGUGGGGGCGCCCAUAAUUCUACUCCGCAAUCUAUUUCCGAAGCAAGGUCUCUGCAAUGGAACACGAAUGACGGUAACUAAACUGGGUAUACGGUGUAUCGAAGUCAAGAUUCUGGGUGGUGAGUUUGAUGGUGAGCCAAAGGUUAUACCACGUAUACAGCUUUCAUCCACUGAGGGAUGUAAGGAACCAUGGGCGAGGUUCCCCGAGGGAAGGGACAGGCCUCGCGCGAGGGCGAGGGAUGACGCAGUGGUGUACCCAAAGGCAGGGACAGAGGUCUGUACGCGGACAGCGGAGAGGACAGCGACGAAGGUCUGUACGAGGACAGAGGUAAGGGUCCGUACGAGGACGGAGAUAACGGCGGUCGGCAUGUUAACCGAACGGAACGAGGCGAGGAAUAGAGAGGCGGCGAAGAUCAUAACAGCGGGCGCGCCGGGCAUAAGGGACAGCAGACGUAACGGGGACUGA